AUGGUGAUGUUAUCAUGGGGAAUGUUUGGAGUGGUAUUGGCGGCCCUUUACCGCGGCUCCCUCACGGCCUACCUGAGGCCACCCUACGCAGUGCCACCCACCCACACCCCUGGGGGAGCUGUGGGCGUCCGGGGGCGCCAGCUGGGGCCUGGAGGGCGGCUGGGACUGGGUCAGGUACCACGCCAGCCCUCAGAUGCAACGCACUUUCUCCCAGCAUACAGAGACAUGAUGCUUCGCGUGUGGGUUGUAGCGGCUUCCCUAGUGGUUGUCUUCACUCAGGGGGAGUGGUCAUCUGAGGCUCGCUCUCCAUUCUCCCAGGACCUCAUCUCCUCCUUAUCUCAGAUGAGGAAGAACAAGCGCACAUCCCAGACUGGGAUCACCACCACAGAUGUAAUCUGGCUGCAAGACUGUUCACCAAGACUGGCCUAUGUGACGGAGAGGCAGGAUGCUGCCCUUCGCUGCAACCUGCUAGCACCCUCAGGCACUCAGCUCACCUGGUACAAGAACAACUUUCCUCUGCUGCGUCAGGGAGCCGCCCAGGAGGUGAGCCAAGCCCUCUCACGACAGGAGGCCCUGGAAGAGCACACUAACAUGGUGGAGUACCAGGGCUCUGCGCUCUCGUCGGUGGACGAGGCCCUGUCUGCCAGGCUGCACUUCGUCUCCCUCGUCUACAUUGACUGUGUCGACGCCCAGGACGUGGCGGACUACAGCCUAGAGGUCACCACUCCCAACAACCAGGUCGUCUUCCGUAACUUUACCCUCCAGAUUACAGGCCAGGGCCAGCAGGGCCAGACGUGCAGGUACAGCACCGCGGUGGUCAACAACUUGCCCAGGAUCUUCCAGUACUCGCUAGAGGCGCGGGCGGAGGUGGGCGCCGCCCUCACCCUCCCCUGCAGGUCCCAGGGCUUCUACACCCGCCAUGUCUGGUACUUCAACAACUCUCCUCUUCCCUCCGCCCACCCUAAUUACCAGGUGCUGACCACCGGGGACUUGAUGAUCCAGCAGGUGACCCAGCAGAGCUACGGCAGCUACACCUGUCGUGUGGUCAGCACCAGGUUCACCGGCCUCGAGCACAACGUCUACACCCAGGUCAACCCCCAGGUACGGACCAUCUAGACUACAGAGCUUCCUGCCCUCCCUGGCGCCUACCAUGACGUUUCUGACCACCACCAUGGCUACCAGACCUACCCACCAUGGCUACCAGACCUACCCACCAUUCCUACCAGACCUACCCACCAUCGCUGCCUACGUACGACCUCCAAGGAACCUCCAAGGUGGACCUACGCACACCCUUGCUUCCCUCGGCUUAUACAGCUCAUACACGCCUACACUCGCUUGUGCAAAUAGGAAUAUUGGCAUAUUCUAACAUGGUGUGAUGAAGCAGGUGUAAUCUAAAGUCUCUCCUGUCUAAUUUGAAGGAGGGCUUCAGAUUAGACAGGAGCUCGACUAGGCACUCUACAAGCUGCUUAGACAACUUGCCUUCAUCAGCUUGACGUAACAUGAAGUAGAUAAAUGCUUGUAAUCAUUAAAGCUCAUUUUAACUCCCAAGACUUUGACUACUGACAAUGUGAUUCGAGACUACUACAAGGUGGAAAUUGGUGAACACUCCACAAGUGAUCAGUGAGGUGUUGAGGUAUUCUGCUGGUUGAAAUGUUCACUCGAGAAACAUCUAGCUGUCAUAUAUUGCAUGUACUUUAUUUAUUUGUUAACGUAUGUUUCUGUAUCUUUUGUAUUACAUGCGUCGUGUUCGAUCCUUAGACCAAGACGAUAAACAUUCAAUCCUUAUCAACGUUCUUAUGUAGAGUUAUGACCUUGUUACACUGACAGGAAGUGAUUGAUGAAGAUUAAGCCACCCAAAAGGUGGCACGGGCAUGAAUAGCCCGUAAGUGGUGGCCCUUUUGAGCCAUUACCAGUAUCAAGAGCUGAUACUGGAGAUCUGUGGAGGCGCGACUGCACCCUGCGUGACGGGAGAUGUCUCCCGGACCAAAUGGUGACCAGAUGGUGGACAGGAAGUGCUUGGUCUGCCCUUAACACGCUUAGUUGAAGAGGUGAGAUUAGUGGCUUAUCCCUCAGUGACCCAGAGUGACACUUCAAGAUGUCACACCACCAAAGACAACAUUCCCGCCAAACACCUACCACCUACGGGGGUUACUCAUGCCCGUGCCGCCUCCUGUGGUGGCGUAAUCUUCAUCGAUUGAUUGAUGAAGAUUAAGCCACCCAAAAGGUGGCACGGGCAUGAAUAGCCCGUAAGUGGUGGCCCUUUUGAGCCAUUACCAGUAUCAAUAGCUGAUACUGGAGAUCUGUGGAGGUGCGACUGCACCCUGCGUGACGGGAGAUGUCUCCCCCGUGAAUCUUCAUCAAUAACAACAGGUCUAUAACCCCCAUUUGGCCGGCUUGGAUCACCUAGGUGAGAGAGAUGGUCAUUAACCAACACACGGGAGUCAUUAGUGUUAAUAUCCAAUUUCAUUAGUCAGUGCUAACCCCCCCCCCCUAGUUAAAUCAUUAAUUCCUUCGUUUUAUGCUGCAAAGGUUGGCCUCAGUGGAAGCCACUUAACCACAUAACAAUUCACUAACUAGGGUGAUUAUUAAGAGAUUAGAUAUAGCAGAAGCACUUCACAUCAAACAUGUACAGUUAUCAACAGCAAACUCACGCCAAGGUACUUCCUUGCUUCACGCCUCGGUACAUCCUUGCUUCACACCAAGGUACAUCCUUGCUUCACGCCAAGGUACAUCCUUGCUUCACGCCAAGGUACAUCCUUGCUUCCGUCAGUGUUCUCACUGAUUGUCUCAGAGCGUUGAUAUUGAGAGACUUGAUUUAUCUUUCACAUUAUCACUAAAUCUAAUUUACUUAGAUUUCACUAAAGUGGAUUCCCAGGAAUAGGAUUUAACCCCAUUCCGGUUAAUCCAAAGAAUCCCUAGUCUCAUCAGAACACUCAUCUUUAAGUUUAGAUUUAGGAAAGACUUGGGUAAAUACUGGUUCAGUAACAGGGUUGUUGAUUUGUGGAACCAAUUGCCGCGUAACAUUGUGGAGGUGGGGUCCCUCGAUUGUUUCAAGCGCGGGUUGGACAAGUAUAUGAGUGGGAUUGGGUGGUUAUAAAUAGGAGCUGCCUCGUGUGGGCCAACAGGCCUUCUGCAGUUGCCUUUGUUCUUAUGUUCUUAUGUUCUUAUGAACACCAGUGUUCUUCAUCACAGUCCUUGACUUGAACACGGGUGAGAUCCCCCAUCAGGUCUCCGACCGUGUGUUCUUUUUGUUCUUCAGUUCUCUGUUCAAAAAGCGGUAAUUACCAACACACAACGUAACCACGACGUUCUUUCUUUUUUCACGUUUGUAACAACGU
Messenger RNA from Procambarus clarkii (red swamp crayfish), 3338 nucleotides. RefSeq lists its product as uncharacterized. NCBI's taxonomy places the organism in Eukaryota, Metazoa, Arthropoda, Malacostraca, Decapoda, Cambaridae. The record is from RefSeq and is a predicted model, not a curated record.